This is a messenger RNA of Naegleria fowleri, 2406 nucleotides long. RefSeq lists its product as uncharacterized. The transcript is spliced from 3 exons. Lineage: Eukaryota; Heterolobosea; Eutetramitea; Acrasida; Naegleriidae. The record is from RefSeq and is a predicted model, not a curated record. Bases 1 to 2406 code for a protein of 801 amino acids.
AUGUCAAAAGUUGUUCCUCAAAAAGUCGACGAAGAGCUGUUGUCUUCCAAUCAACCGCUUGUCUCUGAUGAUUGCGAAGAAUCUCUUCUUUUCAAAGAGAAAAAGCAACGUCCAGCGAUUCUUGCAUGUAUCUUGUCUGUUCGAUUGUUCUUGAUUGGAGUGAUUACUCUUUUGGUGAUCACCACGGCUGUAUCGAUUUGGGUCACGAGCUAUACAGUCAACGAGGCAGCAGCAUUAGAAGCAGUGAAUGUCCUUAUUCAAAACAUUGUCAAUGAAAAGGUUGUCAAUUUAUUGAAUGCCCAGUUAAUUCCUGCAAAGCAAGUGAUAGAUCAAGUGGCUCUCGAUUAUCAGUUUGGAUAUAUUGAUAUGGUCGAUGCCGUGCGCAAUUAUCUCUAUUCUAAAUUCAAAGUGUAUGAUAUUACAUUGGUGAACUUGUGUUUUGGAAGUUAUGGACUCAAUUAUCUUCAAACUGUCACCAUUGGUUCUGCAGGACAAUGGGUUUGGGCCAAGAAAAUGCCAGGAGAGAACUUGUUAAGCUGGGAGUUGGAUCCUAGCACUGGUGCAAUUAUCAAACCUUAUGUGUUGAAUCUUACACAGUAUCCAGUUGCAAAGAUGGAUUACUAUAUCGAGUCAAUGAACUUGAUCAAGACAAAUCCAAACGGUGCAUUCGGUUCCGCAUAUCUUGUGAUCAACUCGUCCAUGCAAAUCUAUUGGUCCACUCCCGUCUAUAAUCGUACGGAUCUCUCCACCAAACAAGUCAUUGGUAUUGCAAAGGUGAACAUUGCCUUAGAUUUAAUCGCCAAAUCUUUGUCAUCUUUGAAAGUAUUGAAUCAUGGUUAUAUUGUCUUGUCCGAGUUCAGUAGUGGCUAUGUGUUGGGAAGUUCUUUAGAGAUUCCUGAUUUACAAUUUAAGAGAAUCAACGCCUCGAGCAUUGCGACAAGAAAUGCUGGUGAAGUGAUGAAACAGGUCAUGUCACAAUCAAAUGACCAAGUUCAAUUUACUACCACAGUGGGAGGAGUGACCUAUCUAGUUUCUAGCAAACCCUAUACGUUUUACAAUAUUAGAUGGAGAAUGACGUUAGUUUUUGAAGAUAAUGAAAUUAAGGAAGCCAUUAUCACAAGCAGCUACAUUAUAUUAGGUGUGACUUGUGGUGUUGCAAUCAUUGGUGUCAUAGUGAGUGCUCUUAUUGGUUACAUGGUAACAAAUCCAUUUGUGAAAUUGCAACAAGACUUUAAAAAAAUUGAAGUUCUUGAUUUAUUGAAUAUCCGUCCUUCCAUUUUCACUGAAGCUAAAAGUAUUUAUUCCAGCUUAACAGAAACCGUUAACUGGUUGAGCGAGUUUAGAGCCUUCUUGCCUGAUUGUGUUUUGAAUCAACUUCAAGCUCCUAAAGAAACCUCCAAUGUCAUUACUGAUGAGAACAACAACGAGAAGAAACAUCCAUCCAAUGACAAAAAACGGAUUCAGAAUUGGGUUCUCAUGCUUCUUCACAUUCUCGCCACAUUCUCGCCACACCCAAUCCAAGCUUUCAGAACGCAUGUCAAAAAGAAAUCAACAAGCAAACAUGUUCAAAUUAGGUUUAUAAUUUCGAAAGUAUUGACUGACAUAUCUACCAUUUGUAAGACGGUUCGAGGCGACUUGCAAAUCAAGUCCUACAAUGAAUUUCUUGUCAUAUUUGUUACUCAAGAUCCUGCUGAUAAUACUGAAACAGGAUACAAGGGAAUGGUAUUCAUGACUGGAUCGAGUGUUAAAAUUCAUGGUAAAGUCUACACACCUACUUGGACUGUUUUACAAAAUACUGCUCAAAAAGGAACAAACACCAUUACUGUGAAUCAAUCCACUCAAUGGAAAGUUGGAGAUAAACUUGUCAUUGCCAACACUGAUUACUCGGAUUUGUAUCAUUGGAGUGACACUGUUCCAGAUUCUCUCAAAUGGAAACAAGGUUUCAGAUUUUUAGAUCAAAACGAAGAGAGAACCAUUGUUCAAGUGGUAAAUUCUCAAACCUUUGUGUUAAACGCACCAUUGAAUUAUACUCAUUUUGCUGAAGGUGACAUGCGUGCCGAAGUGGGUGUGUUGAAUCGAAAUAUUAUCUUCCAAGGUGAUGCUUCGAGUGAGAGUAGCAAAUUUGGUGGUCACAUUAUGUUUCGACCUGGAAAUAUGGUACAAGUGAGAAGUGUGGAAAUUACUAAAAUGGGUAAUGCUGGAUUGUUAGGUCGAUAUCCAAUUCACUUCCACGUUUUUGGAGAACAAGCUUACAAGAUAGGAAAUGCUCAUUUUUAUUUGAAGGAUUCUUCCAUUCAUGACACGUAUCAGAGAUGUGUUGUUGUUCAUGACACCAAUGGAGUGACAAUUGAAGGUAAUAUUUGUUGGAAUACAAAGGGACAUCAAUACUUCCUUGAGGAAGGUUGA